GCCAUCUACUCUUCAUCACCAUUUUCUUUGUUCUUUUGGUUCAUAGCACUCACCUAUAUAUAAUUAUAUAGGAAGAGUGAAAGAAUUGAUUUUAUAAAAAAAAUCAAUAACUUUUCGCUUAAUUUGCUUUAAUUUUUUUUAAGUAGCCACGAAGAAAUAUGGGCGGUUGUUAUAGCGCUCCCAAGACCUUAAAAAAGGAGAAGGGUCGGGCCCCAGCCCCAGCCCCAGCCCCACAAGAGGCCAAGGAAGAGACCAUCCCCAAAAUGAUAGAGUUCCAUAAGGAGGAAACUAUCCAUGAGGUGACAAAACCUCAUAAAGAAGAGAUUCCAUCUGAGAAGAAAAAUUUAGAUCCGUAUGUCACCCCUAAGAUGGAGAUGUGUAAGGAACAUGUUAAUUCUGAGGUGGUAAUGCCACGUAAGGAAGAGACCACUCCUGAGCCAAUGUUGUCACCAAAGAAGGAGACAACCCCUCAGGUGGUGGCCUCUAAGGAGGAAACCUCUUCUGAGAUGGUGGUGUUGCCUAAGGAUGAGACCACCCUUGAGGUGCCAUUGACUCCUAAGGGGGAGACAACCAUCGAGGUGGCAGUUCCUAAGGGGGAGGCCACCAUUGAGGUGGCUGUUCCUAAGGAGACCAUGGAGGCGACGGUGAUUACAUCUAAGGAGGCUAUGUCAAAGGAGAUUGCUUCUAAAACUGCCACUACCAACAACGAAAGUGGUGAUUCGAAAGACAUAAAGAAAGACAAGGAUGAAGAGGAGAAUAAGGAUGGUGAAAAGGUUGACAACUCUAAGCUGAAUGAGGAAAAAAAGACUUGAGGAAGAGGCCAAAAUUGUUCCAACUAAGGUUAAUGAAGAAGAAUCCAAAGACAUCGAAACAAAAAAGGAAGAACUCAAAGUUGUCAAGGAGAAAUAAUUAUCGGUAUCACAUUUAUAAACAGACGUGCUCCUCACGUGUUUUUUUGCGGUGUUAAAUAGUGUUGAUACUUGGUAUAAUGGUAUCAUUGAUUAAAUUUGGCUAUUGUUAAAACCAUAAAUUGAAUCGUUUGAAAUUGAUUUUAAAUUUGUUUCAGUCAAGGCAACAAUAACAAUUAAAGUUCAUUAUUAUUCAAUUUGGUUAUGCGAUUCUAUAACAUUUAAGAAUAAAAUGAAGUUGUAAACAAUAUUAUAAAAGCUAUGCAC
Lactuca saligna is the source of this 1175-nucleotide messenger RNA. Lineage: Eukaryota; Viridiplantae; Streptophyta; Magnoliopsida; Asterales; Asteraceae. The record is from the annotation of a GenBank genome assembly.